Messenger RNA from Cygnus olor (mute swan), 16622 nucleotides. RefSeq names its product lysine methyltransferase 2A (gene KMT2A). Gene Ontology annotation, molecular function: zinc ion binding; protein binding; DNA binding. NCBI's taxonomy places the organism in Eukaryota, Metazoa, Chordata, Aves, Anseriformes, Anatidae. Gene Ontology annotation, biological process: positive regulation of DNA-templated transcription. The record is from RefSeq and is a predicted model, not a curated record. Gene Ontology annotation, cellular component: nucleus; histone methyltransferase complex. The transcript is spliced from 36 exons. The coding region runs from base 4 to 11886 and encodes 3960 amino acids.
AAGAUGGCGCACAGCGGUCGGUGGCGCUUCCCUGCCCGGCCCGGCAGCGGCGGCUGGGGCCGCCGGGGGCUGGGGGGGUCCCGGCUGCGGGUGCCGGCCGUGCGCAGCCUGCGAGCCGCCGAGCCGGCGGCGGCGGCGGCGGCGGGCGACGGGGAGCGCGGCGGCCCGUGCUCCGGCGGGGCGGCGGGAAGCGGGGGAGGCGGGGCAGCGCCGGGCUCCGGCGGCUCCGGGGGCCCCGCGGCCGGGGUGGGACCCGGCUUCGACGCGGCGCUCCAGGUCUCGGCCGCCAUCGGCAUCAACCUGCGGCGGUUCCGCGCGGCCUGCGGGGCCGAGGCGGGCAGCGGAGAGGAUGAACAGUUCCUAGGUUUUGGUUCAGAUGAAGAAGUCAAAGUACAAAGUCCCACCAGGUCCCCCACAGUUAAAUCUAGUCCACGAAAACCUCGUGGGAGGCCCCGGAGCAGUUCUGACCGAAGUUCAGCUGUACUAUCAGACUCUUCAUCAGUGUGUUCCCCUUCAAGCAAGUCUGAAACCACACCCAUGGAGAAAGUAAAGAAGAAGGAAUUGAAAAGUGGGGAAAAAAGACGAGGAAGACCUCCAACACUUACUAGCGUGAAGUUCAAAUUGUCACAAGUAAAAGGCACAUCAGAUAUUCAGAAGGGAAGCAAAGAAGAAAAAGAGAGUCUGAAAAAAAUCAAAAGGUCACCAUCCACUACAUUUCAGCAAGCAACUAAAAUUAAGAAAUUAAGAACUAGUAAACUCUCUCCACUAAAAUCUAAAUUUAAGCCUGGGGCAAAACUUCAGAUUGGGAGGAAAAGUGUUCAGAUUGUGCGCAGGAGAGGGAGGCCACCGUCUUCUGAACGUUUAAAGACUUCCUCAACCUUAGUCAUAAAUUCACAGCUGGAGAAACCCCAAAGGAUACGUAAAGAAAAGGAUGGCACACCACCUCUUACAAAAGAAGAAAAGACUGCUGUCAGACAGAGUCCGCGCAGGAUUAAGCCUGUUAGGAUUAUACCUUCUACGAAAAGGACGGAUGCAACAAUUGCUAAGCAACUCUUGCAGAGGGCUAAAAAGGGGGCGCAAAAAAAGAUUGAGAAAGAAGCAGCCAAACUGCAGGGCAGAAAGGGGAGAACCCAGCUUAAAAAUAUCCGACAGUUCAUUAUGCCAGUCGUAAGUGCUAUCUCUUCACGGAUUAUUAAAACACCCAAACGGUUCAUUGAAGAUGAAGACUAUGACCCUCCUAUUAAAAUAUCCAGACUAGAAUCCACACCAAACAGCAGGUUCAGCGCUACUUCUUGCGGAUCCAGUGAAAAAUCCAGUGCUGCUUCUCAGCAUUCGUCUCAGAUGUCUUCAGAUUCCUCACGGUCCAGCAGCCCUAGCGUUGAUACAUCUACAGACUCUCAGGCUUCUGAGGAGAUGCAGACGCUUUCUGAGGAACGAAGUAAUACUCCAGAAGUUCACACACCUCUGCCUGUUUCUCAGUCCCCUGAGAAUGAUAACAGUGAUAGGAGAAACAGAAGGUUUUCGAUAACAGAAAGAAGUUUUGGCCAGAGGACUGCUAAAAAACUGUCAGCCUUGCCAAGUGUGCCACAGCAGCAGUCGUCAUCCUCUCCUCCUCCCCCUCUGCUCACUCCUCCCCCACCACUACAACCCGCUUCCAGCAUCUCAGACCGUACUCCUUGGCUCAUGCCUCCUACCAUACCAUUAGCCUCACCCUUUCUUCCUACUUCUGCUGCACCAAUGCAAGAGAAACGGAAAUCAAUUCUGCGAGAGCCAACGUUUAGGUGGACUUCUCUAAAGCAUUCCAGGUCAGAACCACAGUACUUCUCAUCAGCAAAAUAUGCCAAAGAGGGUCUUAUUCGCAAACCAAUAUUUGAUAACUUUAGACCCCCACCACUAACACCAGAGGAUGUUGGCUUUGCAUCUGGCUUCUCAACACCAGGUGCUACAGCUCCAGCACGACUGUUUUCUCUUCAUUCUGGAACAAGAUUUGAUAUGCACAAGAGAAGUCCUCUGCUGAGAGCUCCGAGGUUCACUCCAAGCGAGGCCCACUCCAGAAUCUUUGAAUCUGUAACUUUGCCCUCAUCGGUUGGUCGAACCACUACAGGAACUUCUGCAACAGGUGUCUCUUCUAGGAAACGAAAGAGAAAAGUCUUUAGCCCUAUCCGCUCAGAACCCAGAUCUCCUUCGCACUCCAUGAGGACAAGAAGUGGGAGACUUAGUACCUCUGACCUGACAACUCUCACCCCACAGUCUUCUGUAUCUUCCUCAUUAACUAGCAUUUCUGUUAGUUCUCUUGCCACUAGUGCCUUAAAUUCAACUUUUACUUUUCCUUCCCAUUCCCUAACGCAGUCUGGGGAAUCAGCAGAAAGAAGCCAGAGACAAAGGAAGCAGACUAGCACUCCAGCAGAGCCUUUCUCGUCUAGUAGUCCUGCUCCUCUCUUUCCUUGGUUCACUCCAAGUCCCCAGACAGAGAGAGGCAGAAACAAAGACAGGGCAACAGAGGAACUGUCCAAAGAUAAAGACGCUGACAAAAGUGUGGAGAAGGACAAGAGCAGAGAGAAAGACAGAGAGAGAGAGAAGGAGAACAAACGGGAGUCAAGGAAAGAGAAAAGGAGAAAAGGGUCAGAAAUUCAGAGUAGCUCUGCUUUGUUUCCUGUAGGUAAAAUGCCCAAAGAAAAAGUUGUCAGUGAAGAUGCUGCAGCAUCAUCUUCUGCAAAAAAAACUGCUGGGCGGAGGAAGUCUACAGCAAUAGAUCCCGUGGCAGAUGUUUCCACUGCUGCUCUGGUAGAUACAACAGCCAUCAAAACCAAAACAUCCAAGAAAGGUAGAGGGGGGUUAGACAAAUCAGAUCUGGACCUCAGUCCCACUGUGCCGUCUUUGGAGAAAGAAAAAGCUCUGCGUCUCUCUACUCCUUCAUCAAGCACUGUUAAACAUUCCGCUUCCUCCAUCAGCUCUAUGUUGGCUCAAGCAGACAAACUGCCAAUGACUGACAAAAGGGUAGCCAGUCUUCUGAAAAAAGCAAAAGCCCAGCUGUACAAGAUUGAGAAGAGCAAGUCCCUCAAACAAGCAGAUCAGCCAAAAGCACAGGGACAAGAGAGUGAUUCAUCAGAAACGUCAGUCCGAGGACCACGAAUAAAACAUGUUUGCAGAAGAGCAGCUGUUGCACUGGGUCGUAAGCGAGCCGUGUUUCCUGAUGACAUGCCCACUCUGAGUGCCUUACCAUGGGAAGAGCGAGAGAAGAUACUGUCUUCCAUGGGGAAUGAUGAUAAGUCAUCGAUAGCCGGCUCUGAAGAGGCAGAACCUCUUGCUCCACCUAUCAAACCAAUUAAGCCGGUAACCAGAAACAAGACACAGCAAGAACCACCAGUGAAGAAGGGUCGACGGUCAAGGCGCUGUGGGCAGUGUUCAGGCUGCCAGGUUCCAGAGGACUGUGGUGUCUGUACUAACUGUCUGGACAAACCCAAGUUUGGUGGGCGUAAUAUAAAGAAGCAGUGCUGCAAAAUGAGGAAAUGUCAGAAUCUACAGUGGAUGCCUUCUAAAGCAUACCUCCAGAAGCAAGCUAAAGCUGCAAAAAAGAAAGAGAAGAAAUCCAAGACGAAUGAAAAGAAAGAAAGCCAUUCUGGAAAGAACCAGUUGGACUCUGGACAGAAACAAACUCCUCCAACUAUUUUAUCAAGAGAAGACAAUGCCAUAAAGAAGAGCGGUGAACCUGCUCGUAAGCCAGUUGAGGAGAAACAUGAGGAUGGGAAUUCCUCUGCUCCUCUGUCGGAGCCCAAACAGGUCCCUGCACCUGGUGCCAGAAAGACUGGCAAACAAACAUCUCAGCCAGUGCAGCUCCCUCCUCAGCCACCAAGCUCAGGACCUUUGAAAAAAGAAGCUCCUAAACUUACCACUUCUGAGCCUAAGAAAAAGCAGACUCCACAGCCAGAAAUAGGCACAGAACAAAACAAACAGAAAAAAAUUGCUCCCCGUCCAACUUUCCCUGUGAAACAGAAACCAAAAGAAAAGGAAAAGCCCCCUCCUAUAAGCAAGCCAGAAAGCAGCACGCUGAAUUUGCUCAGUACUCUGACUAAUGGGAGCAGUUCCAAGCAAAAGCCACCUACAGAUGGAGUCCACAGAAUCCGAGUGGAUUUCAAGGAGGACUGUGAAGUGGAGAAUGUUUGGGAGAUGGGUGGGUUAGGCAUCGUGACCUCGGUACCUAUUACUCCCAGGGUGGUGUGUUUUCUCUGUGCCAGCAGUGGACAUGUGGAGUUUGUGUAUUGUCAGGUCUGUUGUGAGCCUUUCCACAAGUUCUGCUUAGAGGAGAGCGAGCGGCCCCUGGAGGACCAGCUGGAAAACUGGUGCUGUCGUCGCUGCAAGUUCUGCCACGUGUGUGGGAGACAGCACCAGGCCACCAAGCAGCUGCUGGAGUGCAAUAAGUGCCGAAACAGCUAUCACCCUGAGUGCCUGGGCCCAAACUACCCAACAAAACCCACCAAGAAAAAGAAAGUUUGGAUAUGUACCAAAUGUGUUCGCUGCAAGAGCUGUGGAUCAACAACACCAGGGAAGGGGUGGGAUGCGCAGUGGUCUCACGACUUUUCACUGUGUCAUGAUUGUGCCAAACUCUUUGCAAAAGGAAAUUUUUGUCCUCUCUGUGACAAAUGCUAUGAUGAUGAUGACUAUGAGAGUAAGAUGAUGCAAUGUGGAAAAUGUGACCGCUGGGUCCACUCCAAAUGCGAAAACCUUUCUGAUGAAAUGUAUGAGAUACUCUCUAACUUGCCUGAGAGUGUAGCAUACACCUGCAUUAACUGUACAGAACAGCAUCCUGCAGAAUGGCGUCUUGCACUGGAAAAGGAGCUGCAGGUUUCCUUAAAACAGGUUUUAACAGCCCUGUUGAACUCUAGAACUACUAGCCACUUGCUGCGUUAUAGGCAGGCAGCAAAACCACCUGAUUUAAACCCUGAGACAGAAGAGAGUAUACCAUCCAGAAGCUCUCCUGAAGGUCCCGAUCCCCCUGUCCUAACAGAAGUCAGUAAACAGGAGGAGCAGCAACCUCUGGAUCUGGAAGGAGUAAAAAGAAAAAUGGAUCAAGGAGGUUACACUUCUGUGCUGGAUUUUAGUGAUGAUAUUGUGAAGAUAAUUCAAGCAGCCAUUAAUUCUGAUGGAGGGCAGCCAGAAGUUAAAAAAGCCAAUAGCAUGGUCAAGUCCUUCUUUAUUCGGCAAAUGGAGCGUGUUUUUCCAUGGUUCAGUGUAAAAAAGUCCAGAUUUUGGGAGCCAAAUAAAGUAACAAGCAACAGUGGUAUGUUGCCGAAUGCAGUGCUGCCUCCUUCGCUUGACCAUAAUUAUGCUCAGUGGCAGGAGCGUGAAGAGAACAACCGCACUGAACAACCCCCUCUGAUGAAGAAAAUCAUUCCAGCUCCAAAACCCAAAGGACCUGGAGAGCCAGAUUCACCAACUCCUCUACAUCCUCCUACACCACCUAUCUCUAGUUCUGACAGAAGCAGAGAAGAUAGUCCUGAGCUUAAUCCACCUCCAGAUGUAGAAGACAACAGGCAGUGUGCAUUGUGCCUGAAAUAUGGUGAUGAUAGUGCUAAUGAUGCUGGACGUCUUCUGUAUAUUGGCCAAAAUGAAUGGACACACGUGAACUGUGCUUUAUGGUCAGCAGAAGUGUUUGAAGAUGAUGAUGGUUCUCUGAAAAAUGUGCACAUGGCUGUGAUCCGGGGAAAGCAGCUGAGAUGUGAGUUCUGUCAGAAGUCAGGCGCUACAGUAGGCUGCUGCCUCACUUCCUGUACAAGUAAUUAUCAUUUCAUGUGCUCACGAGCCAAGAACUGUGUGUUUCUGGAUGAUAAGAAGGUUUACUGCCAGAGGCAUCGUGAUUUGAUCAAAGGAGAGGUGGUUCCUGAGAAUGGGUUUGAAGUUCUUAGGAGAGUUUUUGUGGAUUUUGAAGGAAUCAGUUUGAGAAGAAAAUUUCUUAGUGGCUUGGAACCAGAGAACAUCCACAUGAUGAUUGGUUCAAUGACAAUAGACUGUUUAGGAAUUUUGAAUGACCUCUCAGACUGUGAAGAUAAGUUGUUUCCCAUCGGCUAUCAGUGCUCCAGAGUGUACUGGAGCACAACAGAUGCCAGGAAACGCUGUGUGUAUACCUGCAAGAUCAUGGAAUGCCGACCACCAGUCAUAGAACCUGAUAUCAACAGCACUGUAGAACAUGAUGAUAACAGAACAAUUGCCCAUAGCCCAGUUCCCCUUACAGAAACUCUGUCCAAAGACAGCAGAAAUGCACCUGAAAUCGUAAACCCACCAUCACCAGAUCGUCCCAUACAUUCUCAGACCUCUAGUUCCUGUUACUAUCCAUUGGUCUCAAAGGGCCUUAGGAUCAGGACACCAAGUUAUCACUCCACACAGAGGUCUCCUGGCUCUAGGCCUUUACCCUCUGCAGGGAGUCCUACACCAGUGACCCAUGAAAUAGUUACAGUAGGAGAUCCUUUACUGUCCUCUGGACUUAAGAGCAUUGGUUCUAGGAGACAUAGCACUUCUUCUUUAUCACAGCAGCAAUCAAAACUCCGUAUGAUUUCACCUACACGAGCUGGGAAUACUUAUUCCAGGCACAGUGUAUCUUCAGUUUCCAACACAGGGUCCUCUUCAGAACAUGAACAGAGUGUAAAAAAUACUGACCGCUUUGUGGGAUCUGUGAAUUCAGGUACCACAAGUGCUACAGUUCAAAGCUGCUCUACCAGUUCAAGCUCCCAGAAGACAGCAGCUACAAGUGGAAGUAAAACUUACCAGCCAGAUGCAUCUCAGUCUUCAGAGGGAAAACAUUCUAGUAGUUCAGAUCUGUUAGCCAAAAGUGCACCUUCAAAGGGAGAGAAGAUGAAAACACUGACCUCAAAGGACCCAGAUUACUCAGCUCAUAUUUUUGCCUCUGGAGGAAGCUCCAAAAUGUCUACUCAACCAAUCAGUUCAUCAGGCGCAGAAACAAAUGUUAAAAUAGGAACCUUUCAAGAAUCUUCAGGAUCAUUUUCCUCCAAAGAAACAAUAUCUUUUCCGUCUUUGCAUCAGAGAGGCCCAAGAAAAGACAGAGAUCAGCACUUGGAACCCGUACAGCCAGAUAAAACUGCUUCUGUUGAUGAGAUGGAUGUAAAGACAUUGAAGUCCGCAGGGGUAAAUAGCAGAUCUCUUGCAGCAAGUGAGCAGGCAGUUUCUGCCUCUAGAGACAGGCGUCAGAAGGGGAAAAAGUUAGUGAAAGAGAGUUUUAAAGAGAAGCAUUCCCUGAAAUCUCUUGCAGAUUCAAGUCAAGCAGUAGGCAGUGAUGAAGGAAAUCUGAAAUCAGAAUUUGGUAAUCAGGGUUUGGUGACUGAACAAAUUAGUCAGAGGUUAUGUAAUAAUAUUCCUGCUGAAAAAGCUGGUGAGAAGUCUCCACCCUCACAGGGGUCCUCUAAAGGCUCUGCAGUGCCGAUUGAAGUGGCUUCUAAGGAAUCACAGGCACCUAGAAAACGCACUGUUAAAGUCACUCUGACGCCUCUCAAGAUGGAAAAUGAAAAUCAGUCUAAAGCUGCACAGCAAGAAGGUGAUGCUGAACAUCAGUCUGCAGGGGCAGAACUGGCCACUUCAUCAGAGCCGUCAUCUGAAAGCCCAGAAGAUAACUCUGUAGUUCAGGAAAGUCCAAAUAAAGCACCAACACAGGAAUCUCAGAAUAAUGCAUAUGAAAAUUUGCCCGUUCAAGAUAACAACUUGAUGCUUCAGGAUGGAACUAAAACUCAAGAAGAAGGUUCAUACAAGCGGAGGUAUCCACGGAGAAGUGCACGGGCAAGAUCUAAUAUGUUCUUUGGAUUGACACCUCUGUACGGUGUGAGGUCCUAUGGAGAAGAAGAUAUUCCAUUCUAUAGUAACUCAACUGGGAAGAAGCGAGGAAAGCGGUCUGCAGAAGGACAGGUGGAUGGUGCAGAUGACUUGAGUACAUCAGAUGAAGAUGACUUGUACUAUUAUAAUUUCACUAGAACAGUGGUUUCCUCAAACACCGAGGAGAGGCUUGGGUCCCAUAACUUAUUCAGGGAGGAAGAGCAAUGUGAUCUUCCAAAAAUCUCACAGUUAGAUGGUGUAGAUGAUGGGACUGAAAGUGAUACAAGUGUCACAGCCACAACAAGAAAAGUAAAUCAAGUAACAAAAAGGAGUGGAAAAGAAAAUGGAACAGAAAGCUUAAAGCUGGAUAGAACUGAAGAAACUGGGGAAAAAGUACAAGUCACAAAGAGCCCUGCUGUCCACAAAACUGAUCCAAAGAUUGAUAACUGCCAUUCUGUAAGCAGGGUUAAAACGCAAGGUCAGGAUUCUCUGGAAGCUCAAUUGAGUUCGUUGGAAACAGGUCGUAGGGCUCACGCAAGCACGCCUUCUGAUAAGAACUUACUGGAUACUUUUAACACAGAACUUCUGAAAUCUGAUUCUGACAAUAACAACAGUGAUGACUGUGGAAACAUCCUCCCUUCAGACAUCAUGGACUUUGUGCUGAAGAAUACACCAUCUAUGCAGGCAUUAGGAGAAAGUCCAGAGUCGUCAUCAUCUGAACUUCUAACACUUGGAGAAGGUCUAGGUCUGGAUAGCAAUCGUGGCAAGGAUAUGGGUUUGUUUGAAGUAUUUUCUCAACAGCUGCCAACAGCUGAGCCAGUGGAUAGCAGUGUUUCUUCCUCCAUAUCAGCAGAGGAACAAUUUGAAUUACCACUGGAACUUCCUUCUGAUCUCUCUGUUCUGACUACUCGCAGCCCUACGGUGCCCAGCCAAAAUCACAACAGACUUGCUGUAAUUUCAGAGUCUUCACUGUCUUCUUCAGGAGAGAGGUCGAUACUUGCCUUGCCCUCCACAGAAUCUGGGGAAAAAAGAGUUACAGUUACAGAAAAGUCUGCUUCCAGUGAGAGCGAUACAACUCUUUUGAGUCCAGGAGUAGACCCAAGCCCUGAAGGACACAUGACUCCUGACCACUUCAUCCAAGGUCACAUCGACGCAGAGCAUAUAGCCAGCCCGCCCUGUGGCCCAGUGGAGCAAGGACAUGGCAGCAACCAAGAUUUAACUAGGAACAGCGGGACUCCAGGUAUCCAAGUGCCAGUGUCACCCACUGUUCCCCUGCAAAACCAGAAGUAUGUUCCCAAUUCCACGGACAGUCCCGGCCCCUCUCAGAUUUCUAAUGCUGCAGUGCAGACAACACCACCCCACCUCAAGCCAGCCACAGAAAAACUUCUUGUAGUCAAUCAAAAUAUGCAGCCAUUAUACGUCCUCCAAACACUUCCCAAUGGUGUUACUCAGAAGAUACAGUUGACACCUUCUGUUAGUUCAGCACAGAGUGUGAUGGAGACUAAUGCCUCAGUACUGGGGCCUAUGGGAAGUGGGCUCACGCUGACCACGGGAUUAAAUCCAAGCUUGCCCUCAUCUCAGUCAUUAUUUCCUCCCACCAGCAAAGGAUUGUUGCCCAUGUCCCAUCACCAGCAUAUACAUCCCUUCUCCACGGCCUCUCAGACCGGCUUCCCACCAAAUAUUGGCAGUCCUUCACCAGGUCUUCUUAUUGGUGUGCAGCCACCCCCUGAUCCUCAGCUCCUAGUAUCUGAAGCUAGCCAGAGGACAGACCUUGGUGCCACUGCUUCUACACCAACUGCUACCCUGGGCAAGAAACGGCCAAUAUCUCGUCUGCAGUCACGGAAGAAUAAGAAGCUGGCUCCCUCUGGAACCCCUUCUGCUAUAGCUCCUCCUGAUAUGGUCUCCAACAUGACCUUAAUUAAUUUUGCUCCUUCCCAAAUUUCCAACCACCCACUGGAUUUGGGAACCAUUGCAAAUUCAACAUCUCAUAGAACUGUACCCAAUAUUAUCAAAAGGUCCAAGUCUGGAGUAAUGUAUUUUGAGCAAACCUCUUUGCUCCCACAAGGUGGGACAGCUACUGCAGUUGGCACGUCUCCCAGUGUUAUCGGGCCAGAUGCUGGUCACCUUCCGGCGGGGCCUGUGUCAGGGCUAGCGUCAAGUUCCUCAGUGCUGAAUGUGGUAUCCAUGCAGGCCACGGCAGCCCCCACUACUGGUGGGUCAGUUCCUAGUCAUGUUUUGGGACAGAGUUCAGUAACAUUAACUAGCCCUGGAUUAUUAGGGGACCUUGGUUCAAUAAGCAACCUCUUGAUCAAAGCUAGUCAGCAAAGCCUUGGUCUUCAGGAGCCGCACGUGACUUUACCUCCAGGUUCUGGGAUGUUUUCGCAGCUGGGAACGUCACAAACUCCAUCUACAGCAGCAAUGACAGCUGCAUCGAGCAUAUGUGUUCUGCCUUCAGCACAGAAUAUGAGCAUGACAGUUGCUCAGUCAUCUACUGACCCAGAAGGCUCUUACCAGCUUCAGCAUAUGACGCAACUCUUAGCCAGCAAAACUGGAAUUGCCUCCUCACAGCUAGACCUCGGUGCGGCUUCAGCAACAGCUCAGUUGUCGAGCUUCCCACAGCUGGUUGAUGUGCCCAGUAGUACCGGACUCGAACAAAACAAGGUUUCCCCAUCUGUGAUGCAUGCCAGUUCAGCAUCUCCUGGAGGCUCCCCAUCAUCUGGUCAGCAGUCUGCGAGUAGCUCUAUGCUUGGUCCCACAAAAAUGAAGCCAAAAAUCAAGCGCAUUCAGCCGUCUUUAGAGAAAGGGAAUGGAAAGAAGCACAAAACUUCUCACUCGUGGACUGGUUCCUCUGAAGCACACGUUCCUGACAGAGGGGCUGUUGCUGUACCCCAAGUCUCAGCUACACGGACUCCUGCUGUGAAGGCAGAUGUGCAGGAUGCAGCAAGCAUAGAUCAGCCAUCACAGAAACAAUGUGGCCAGUCUGCAGGGCAAAUGUCAGUCCUCACAGAACCUCAAUCAACACAGACUUCAGCAAAUGAGCAAGAAAAUGCAGGCUCAAAAGCUAUUGAGGAAGAAGAGAGCACUUUCAGCUCCCCGCUUAUGUUUUGGCUUCAGCAAGAACAAAAGAGGAAAGAAUGUCUUGGUGAGAAGAAACCGAAGAAAGGUUUGGUUUUUGAGAUAUCAAGUGAUGAUGGCUUUCAAAUCUGUGCAGAAAGUAUUGAAGAUGCUUGGAAGUCACUAACUGACAAAGUUCAAGAAGCCCGUUCAAAUGCCCGCCUGAAACAGCUAUCUUUUGCAGGUGUGAAUGGUUUGAGGAUGCUGGGGAUUAUACAUGAUACUGUUGUGUUUCUGAUUGAGCAACUUUAUGGAGCAAAGCACUGCCACAACUACAAGUUCAGAUUUCAUAAACCAGAGGAGGCCAAUGAGCCUCCUCUGAAUCCACAUGGCUCUGCUAGGGCCGAAGUCCACCUGAGGAAAUCUGCAUUUGAUAUGUUUAAUUUCUUGGCAUCUAAACACCGACAGCCACCAGAAUACAACCCAAACGAUGAGGAAGAGGAGGAAGUACAACUGAAAUCAGCCCGGAGGGCAACUAGUAUGGAUCUGCCAAUGCCCAUGCGAUUCCGACACUUGAAGAAGACCUCCAAGGAGGCAGUUGGUGUUUACAGGUCUCCCAUCCAUGGCCGGGGCCUGUUCUGCAAAAGGAACAUUGAUGCAGGUGAGAUGGUGAUCGAAUAUUCGGGCAAUGUCAUUCGCUCCAUCCUCACUGACAAACGAGAGAAGUACUAUGACAGUAAGGGGAUUGGUUGCUACAUGUUCCGCAUUGAUGACUCUGAAGUGGUAGAUGCCACCAUGCAUGGGAAUGCAGCCCGCUUCAUCAAUCACUCUUGUGAGCCCAACUGCUACUCCCGGGUCAUCAACAUUGAUGGCCAAAAACACAUCGUCAUCUUCGCCAUGCGCAAAAUCUACCGGGGGGAAGAACUUACGUAUGACUACAAGUUCCCCAUUGAAGACGCCAGCAACAAACUGCCCUGUAACUGCGGUGCCAAGAAGUGCAGGAAGUUUUUAAACUAGAACUUCCAUGACCUGCAAGUGAGCCCUAAAGGGCCUGGGGCGAACCAAAGCUUCUAGUGAAUCCCUACCCUGCCAUUCGCAAGGGAGAGGGAAGGAUGGAGGCAGGAAUGAAGAUCAGCUGGGCUCAGGGACCUAACUGGCGGCUGUGUUUCUCUGUCAGAGUCCACAUCUUCAUGUCUCGCAUGCGCACACUUACCCUUAUGAAAGACACAGGCGACUGGAGAAGAUCCUCAGUGUGAUUAUGUUUUUGCUAUUGUCGUUCCUGCCCCAACCCUCAGAAUUUGUUUGUCAGAAUGGGGCUAAUGAGUGGGAGUGGGGAGGGUAGACAGACCCAGGUAUAGGGGAGUCAUCAUGGAUCCCGUCCUUCUGUUGUCUCUUGGCUCAAAGUGGUGAAUGUGGAGUUCUUGUUUUCAUUCGACUGUUGUGUCAUAAGUUUUGAAAGCACAGUAUGUGACUGCUCUUUUCUCCUAGAGAGAGAAACUGUGUCCCACCAACCAGCUACUCUGAGAACUUUGUACGUGUCUGUGAUUCCUUGUGCUAUGCAUCUCCAAAACACUAUUUGUGAGUUGGUUGGUAUACUGUGUGGCAUAGGUGGCCUGGUGCGCCGUGGGUCUGGCUUAUCUGUUUUAAUCUAGGAAGACUGAAUGGGGGAGAGCAUCAUAUAGCAGCCGAAAGUAAAUUGAGAAGGAUUUGGAUAGUGUUUCGUUUCGCUCUGAAAUUCCUGCCCGAGUGCAGGGGAAUUCCUGGCAUUCUUUAGCAGAGAAAGGGCUUGUGCCAACUAGUUACAGAGCUGUAAAUCUUUGUGAGCAAAUGCUUUCUUUCAGCAGCACCCUCCCUCUGCAGUAUGGGAGGGAAGCAGUGUUUUCCCAUGUUCCUGUCAUCAGAGGCUGUCUUUCUCCUUUGACCUAGGGUCUGAAAGGCUCCUCUGGGUACAGUGGUGUGUCUGCUACUGUGGGGCUGGCCCAGGGGACAAACGUCUUCAGGGGAGAGAAGCAGUGGUGGAAGCGCAUUCUGCUGUUGGCCGCUUGUGGCUGUAGAGCAAGAACUAGGAGGGACUUCUGAGGACGCUUCCCCGGGAGCUGCUCUGCUCAGCCUGUGACGUAGAGACAAACAAGUGACUUCUCUAGGCACAUGCCUGUCGCGACCCAUCUUCAGUAUGUAGUUUCGUAAUCUUCUAUGAAAGGCACAGGAAGAGGCACCAAAAUGGAGUGUAAAUUCUCUGAAAAUGCAAGGCCAAACACUAACCAGCCCCAUGUACUCCAUGCAGCACUUAGAAAUGCAUAGGAAAUAAAUAAAUUAGCAAUUGGCACGGUUGAAAUUGUGGUAGCUGAAGAACCAAGCUUAUUUUAAGUGAAUCAAAAGACACUAUUGUCCUGGUUAAAGUAAUGUAAAUCCUCCUCCCUUUUGGGUCUGCUCCACGCCUCAAAAAAAAAAAAAAAAAAAAAAAAGGAAAGAAAAAGCCCCAAGCCUAACAAAUUAAGACAUUGGAUUUUACUCUGUUCUGUUUACAGUUUAGUAUUUAAGGUUUUAUAAAUGUAAAUAUAUUUUGUAUAUUUUUCUAUGAGAAGCACUUCAUAGGUAAAAGCACUUAUGACGAGGCUUUUUAAACAGUGGUAUUAUCCUAAUUUAAAAGAAUCUGUUUUUAAUAUUGUUUUUAUUUUCAUAGGACGGUUAUAGGAAAUAUCUGGCUGGACACAGUCUGAUCCUUUCUCCAGAGAGAGGGGUACACUUUAUUUUUAUUUUUUAAUCUUGUUCUGCCUUUUUGACUUCAGUAACUGUUUCUAGGAGGUUUGGCUGGACCUUAAACUUUUAUUUUCUUGUCAAGAUAGGGGCAGGAGGAAGAAUUGCCCAGCUUAGGAGGAGUUUGACUCAUGGGAACUGUAUCUGAACAUGGAGGCAUGAUUCUGCCUUGCCACACACCAGUAUCCUGUGUGUAUUUAAGGAAAGAGAGAGAGAGAACUGACCCUUAACUUCACCUCUUUUGCUUGGCAUUCAGAAUUAGCAUUUCUGUGGGAAGUGUCAUUUCCCACCCUGCUGUGUCCACUCAGAUCAGCUGUCCCUAAAGGAGGGGGUUUGGAUGAAUGUGGGGCUGGGGCAGUGAGGGGCAUCCCCCAACCCAGGUCAGCUGCACGGGCACCUCACUGCACCCAGGGGACAGGUCCUGCUCCGGUCACUUGACCGCCGGUCUUGUCCCUGUCCUAGAGGUCAGUCUGCCGCUCAUCACUGCUUUGUCCGGAGCAGCUCCCCUGGAGAAAGACUGUACCUUUCUUCUCUAGGUAAAUUCACAACUCUCUGGACGCAAAAACAUGGUCCUGUGGAAAUCUGUUGAAGCAAUAGGGCCCUGGCCCUCCUCGGCUCACCGCCGUCUGGGAUGGUCUGGGGCACGCACCCACACGUGCGCUCCUGAUCCCACAGUGUCUCUCUUGAAACAAGAGCAAUUGUUCCUUGGAGCAGUUAAACCAUGAAGCUCCCUUGCUUUUGUAAACUGUCCCUGUGGGUAGGUUAGUAGCUGUUUUGGGGGCUGCCAAAUUGAAAGGCAACCCCAAAACUGCACAAGCAGUUUGUAGGAAAUGGACCGAACUGACCGAACUCCCCAGCGCUCGCAGGCUUGCACUCCAUUAUCCGUGCUCUUCGGGCCCCGAGACCUCUUCCUCUGACCUGGGAAUGAAAUACAGCACUCACAGGGUCAGGAACUGCUGGUUUCCUUUCUUUGUUGCACUGCGUGAUUAUUAUUUGGUAAUAACUGUUUAAAGAAGAGUCAAAUUGAAGCUGCAUUUGUUACUGAAAUGAUUUGAUGCACUGACAGUUUGGGAACGCACAUACCUUGAGAAGGCCAAAAAGCACGUCUGGGAGCAGAUCUCAGCCCUGCCUCCGCAGACACAGCUGCUCUUUGUCCUUUUUCUUCCUUGGUUUUGACAGCAUUGCUGGGGGACAGCUCUCACCGUGGUUAAACCCGAGAAUUGUGUGCGGCUCAACCACGUUUCUCUCGCCCGCGCCGCUCCCUCUUAAAGAGGGGGCACGUCAUCCCCCGCCGGCAGCUCCCUUCUCGUCUGCCAAGCGUCAGUGCAGUGCAGGGCCCGGAGGGCAGGUGCUGAGCAGGAGGGAGUCCCGACUGGGAAAUGCUGCCCAAAGCCACCCCCGUAGGGAAGACCCGCUGGGCCAGGUGGCUAGGAAACCUGAGGGAAAGCCGCGGGAGUGCCCCCGGAGCCAAGCACCAGGAGUCUCCUCCUGCAAGGACUGGUCGAGCAGACGGGCCCGGUGGGGACCUCGCUCGCUGUUUGCUUUGCUGCUAUACCUGUGGCGGCUGCCUCGGCAGGUGCCGCUGUGGCCAGUGAAACUGUCUGUACCCAGAGAAGCUGAGCUGUGCUGCCAGGGGCUGGGCCAGGGCGCCCACGCUCCUGUCCCACUCACAGCCAGAGCGAUCCAGCACAGGCGUUUGACUCUCUCUUUUGGGCAAAUGGAAGUAAGGCAGGGAGAAGCCUUGGCAGCUAGCGCGUACGUGUUCUGUCACCUGUGAGAUGCCUGCGUGCCCUUCAACCCUGUUCUGCCUGGGCUAACGGUGAGCACAGCACAGCUUCCCAGUAUAUGAAUGUAUAUUUUAUAAGGACUGACACAGAUCAUGAUAUCUGAAAAUACUAAAAAAUGGAACCUUAGGGCGUUUACUUUUAUUUGUACAAACCAGUUUUUUUAAAGGAAAAGCGGGUCAUUGCAAAGGGCUGGGUAUCUUUUUGUUUAUCGUUUUUCUUUCAUUUCAAAGCAAUACCAGGUUCUUCAGUGAGAUGGUCUUUGUGCAGAAUCAUGCCAUUCAAACCCAUACUACUGGUCCACAUCCAACACUUGCAAGUUUUUUUUAUAACUAUAAAUACAAUAUAUAUAGGAACUAAUAUAGUAAUGCACCGUGUAAUGAAGCCUAGUUCAGUAUCGGUCCAUGGCUUUUAAUUCUCUUAACACUAUAGAUAAGGAUUGUGUUACAGUUGCUAACGGAGGCGGGAAGAAAUCAGGCUGCACAUUUCCAGGCGGACGGCAGCCUCGUUGGUGCCAGGCAGCGAGCGCGCCUGGCUCUGAGAGCUGGAAAAUGAGAGGGAGCCUGGGAACGGGCAGCUCGAGGGCUUCCCUGACCUUUAUUGUUACCAGUCAGUACUUGUACAACUUGGUUUUUUCCUUUUUUCCUCUCUUUUUGGUUAUGAAUGUUGGGGUACCACCUGCAUAUAGGGAAAAAUGUGCUCUGUGCUUUCCUGGUAUCUUUUUAACAAGGUACAGUAGCUUUGUCUAUCAACCAAGAACUAUACUUGUGGUGUUUCUUUUAUUGAACUUAACAGUCUCUUUAGUAAAUACAGGUAGGUGAAUAAUUGUUUCAAAAAAGAAAAAAAAAAAAAACUCUGCAAAGGCAAGGUUAUGUUCUAGAAAUACACUUCUUGACAACUUAUCAUGUAUAACAAAUCUUUUUUUUCUUGUGUUCUUCCAAGCUUCUGUUGUUUUUUUUUAAAAAAAAAAAAAGAGGAAACGUGUCUAAAGUACAUCAGUGUUAACUCCCUGUCACAGGGAAGAAGGAAAUACUUUAAUAGUUUAAAAAAAUGCUGAAAGCUCUGCAAAAGACUGAAUGUAAAAAUAAAAAGUGUACAUAGUUGUAAAAACAAAACAAAAAACAAAAAACAAAGGAGUUUUUAAACAUGUUUAUUUUCUAUGCACUUUUUUUUAUUUAAGUGAUAGUUUAAUUAAUAAACAUGUCAAGUUUA